CGGUAAGAGCCGUGCGCCGCUGUCGGGUUCCACGUGGUUUUUGCCGAGUUCCACCCACAUGGCUGCUCCAGCGGGUCGGCGGAAGAUGUUACCUGAAAGCGAUGAGGGAACUAAAGAUCCAGAGAAGGAAGAGAAACAAAAUGGCAUCCCUAAGGAAGAGAAAGCGAAGGGAAAGAAACGGGCUGCCUCGCCUGAAGGCCUCUUGAAGCCGGUGAAAUUGGGCAAAGGUGAGCUGUACAAGGUGCCCACCAACGAGGAGCUGAGCCAUCUCAAGGAGACCGAGAACCUGUUCCAUUCCAACCUUCUGCGCCUUCAGAUCGAAGAACUGUUGAAAGAGGUGACCCUCAAGGAGAAGAGGAAGCAGAGAAUCGAAGCCUUCCUUCACGAAAUCAGCACCCUGCUUAACAAUGUCCCAGAGGUUCCGGCGAGAGAUAUCACUGACCAGUCCUGGCUCCCCACAGGAGUGAAAGUCCCUAUCCUGCAGCUUCCUUUCAAGGUGAAAGGGAAGUUCCACUUUCUGCCCCCAGUAGAGGUGAACGUGGUAGGGAGUUACCUGCUUGGCACCUGCAUCAAGCCGGACGUGAACGUGGACGUGGCAGUGAUUAUGCCCAAGGAAGUGUUCCAAGAGAAGGACAACCUCAACCAGCGCUACCACCGCAAGAGGGCCCUCUACCUGGCCCACCUGGCCCAACACCUGGCUGGGACAAACCGCUUUGGGAGCGUGGCCUUCGCCUACCAGAAUGGCAACCAUUUGAAGCCCAUUGUGCUCCUCCAGCCACAAGGGAAGGACGCAAAGACGGUGAGAGUCCGCCUCCAUGCCUGCUCCGCGCCUGGCGUCUUCCGGCCUCUCCGUUUGCACCCCAGCAAAAACAACAUCCGGACUGCUUGGUUCACGGAGAAGGACUCGCCCGGGACAGGUAAACUGCGAAGACGUUCAGCUGGCGUUCCCCAACCAUGGCCGCUUUCAAACACGUGGACUCCGACUCCCAGAAUUCUGCCUGGGGAAUUCUGGGAAAUGAAGUCCACGUUGUUGUUUUUUUUAAUCAAGAUUAUGAGCCCUGUGUGUUUUUGGCUGUGGACGGAAGGUAUGCGUUUGUGUUAACUUUUCACUUCCUUCACCCUUUCCCAGGGUCUGGGAUGUUUCAACGGCUUCAUGGCCUCCAUGCUGGUGGGAUACCUCCUGGCCACCCACAAGAUCAGCAAAAUGAUGAGUGCAUAUCAGGUGCUGCGAAACGCCCUCCAUUUCUUAGCUACUACUGAUCUUACUACAUCUGGAAUCAGCCUCUCAAAAGACAGAGAACCCAGCCUGCCUUCCCUGACGGACUUCCACCAGGCCUUCCAAGUGGUGUUUGUAGACUCUUCUGGACUGGUGAACCUGUGUGCGGAUAUGACUGCCAACACUUACAAGCAGGUCCAGUUUGAGGCCAGGCAGUCGAUGGAGAUUCUGGAUGACAAAAGGGUGGAUGGCUUUCAGCUGCUCUUCAUGACCCAGAAGCCUCUUGUCCGGACUUUCGACCACGUGUUUCACCUCCGUCAUGUCUCCAAACUCCAGACGGCUUGCAAGAAGAUGCAGCUCCUCAAUGCGUUGAUGGACCGGGGCGGGAAUUAUGUGGCCGCCGUUCUCCCGUUCUUCCUCAGCUUGCUGGAGCGUGGACUGGCCCGGCGGGUGGCGCUCCUGGCUCAUCAGUUGCCUCAGACCCAACCGUGGUCGAUUCACCUGGACCCCCCAAAGCACAAAGACAUCAGUUCCUUAUCCUUUGGACUGUUGCUAAAUCUUGAUUUUGCCAACAGUGUUUUGGAGCGAGGGCCAGAAGCAGAUCAAGAUGAGGCCAUGGAGUUUCGGCAAUUUUGGGGGGAGCGGUCGGAGCUGAGGCGUUUCCAAGAUGGCGUCAUCUGCGAAGCCGUUUUGUGGGACGCUGCCAACCUGUGCCAGAAACGUCUCAUUCCGGAGCAAAUAAUACGUCAUAUCUUAAAGCUGCACCUGGACAUCCCAGAAACUUCCAUCUCUUAUGUGGGGGCCCUGCUGGAACCCCUAAUUAAACUGGGGCAUGAGCCUGCAGGGACUGGUGAGGAAGAGAUGGUGAGGCUGAUCCGCUCCUACGACGACCUGAGCCGCAAGCUCUGGCACCUGGAGGGGAUGCCCUUGACGGUGACGGCGGUACAAGGGGCUCACCCAGCCCUUCGCUACACAGAGACUUUUCCUCCAGUCCCCGUGAAACCAGAUUAUACCUUCCAUGGCAAGAUCAAAGACCGAGCAUCCUUUCUACCCAUGGCGGAAAAACCGUGUCCUGCUUUCGUGGCCCCAAUAAAAGUGAUUUGCCAGAUGGAGGGAAGCGGUCAGUGGCCUCGGAACAAGGAGGCCAUUCAGUGCAUCAAAGCCGCUUUCCAGAUGCAGCUGGCAGAAGUCCUGAACCAGCAACACCAUCUGCUGUGCCGGCCAACUGCCACCUACACCGAUAUACAUAAGGAUGGCUACGUCUUCCGCCUUCAAGUGGCCUACCACCGGGAAUCCCAGAUCCUAAAGGAGUUGGUCACCCCUGAAGGGAUGCUGAAGUACCAGGACACCCCAGAAUCUCAGCAGCUGGAACUGGAGACUUUCCAUUUGCCCUUCUUGACUAGCUCGCUCCACGGGCUGCAUCAACAAUAUCCGGCUUUUAGCGGCAGCUGCCGUCUCGCCAAGCGAUGGAUCAACGCUCAGCUACUCAGCGACAGCCUCACGGAGGAGGCCGUGGAUUUAUUAGCGGUUUUCCUUUUCCUCUCUCCAGCUCCCUUCACGGCACCCAGCUCUCCCCAGGUGGGCUUCCUUCGCUUCCUUCACCUGCUGGCUACCUUUGACUGGAAGAACAGCCCUCUUCUGGUGAACCUCAACGGCGACCUCAAAGGUGAGCAACGGAGAGG
Notechis scutatus (mainland tiger snake) is the source of this 2898-nucleotide messenger RNA. The record is from RefSeq and is a predicted model, not a curated record. NCBI's taxonomy places the organism in Eukaryota, Metazoa, Chordata, Lepidosauria, Squamata, Elapidae.